Messenger RNA from Haemorhous mexicanus (house finch), 3475 nucleotides. RefSeq names its product ubiquitin specific peptidase 1 (gene USP1). Gene Ontology annotation, molecular function: cysteine-type deubiquitinase activity; cysteine-type endopeptidase activity. Bases 167 to 2521 code for a protein of 784 amino acids. Gene Ontology annotation, biological process: protein deubiquitination; regulation of DNA repair. The record is from RefSeq and is a predicted model, not a curated record. NCBI's taxonomy places the organism in Eukaryota, Metazoa, Chordata, Aves, Passeriformes, Fringillidae. Gene Ontology annotation, cellular component: cytosol; nucleus. The transcript is spliced from 9 exons.
GCGGCGCGAGGCGGGGCGCGCGCGGGGCGGGGGGGUCCUCGUCGGCGCGGGGAAAAAAACGCGCCAAGUUCGCUGACGGUGUCCCCGCGGUCUCCAUGGCAACGGCGAGCGGGAGCGGGGCCGGCAUGUAGCGGUGUGAGCGCCCCGGCCGCGCCCCGCAGGAACCAUGCCCGGCGUCCUGCCCGGCGACAGCGCCAGGGCCAGCCCCUCCAAGAAGAACAGGCUGUCGCUGAAGCUCUUUCAGAAGAAGGAGGCGAAGCGGGUGCUGGAUUUCAUCGAGGCGCAGGAAAAUGAGCCGAAGGGCGCGGAGUUCCGAGGCGCCGAGAUUGACCAGGUGGUUCCUGCAGCACAGCCCCCCUCCCUUGUCAGCUGUGAGAAAAAAGACAACAUGCUGCCUUUUGUGGGCCUGAACAACCUGGGCAACACCUGCUACCUGAACAGUGUCCUGCAGGUAUUAUACUUUUGUCCUGGUUUUAAAACUGGAGUAAAACAUUUAUAUAACAUCAUUUCAAAGAAGAGAGAGUCUUCAAAGGAUGAAGGAGAGCAAAAGGCAGAAAAGGGAAGCUGUAAAGAAGAUCCCUUGGCAAGUUACGAGCUCAUCUGCAGUUUGCACUCCUUGAUCCUUUCAGUUGAGCAGCUUCAAGCCAGUUUUCUCCUGAACCCAGAGAAAUACACGGAUGAAUUGGCCACUCAGCCCCGGAGGCUGCUGAACACCCUCAGAGAGCUGAACCCCAUGUAUGAAGGGUACCUGCAGCACGAUGCCCAGGAGGUCCUGCAGUGUAUCCUGGGCAACAUCCAGGAAACCUGCCAGCUGCUGAAGAAGGAAGAGCUGAACAAACUGCCUGUGGAAGAGCCUGCAGUUAAACUGGAGGAGAAACCCAGCCCAAACUCUGAGAGCAAUGGGUCUGUGAGCCCUGCUGAGGAGGAGGAUCCCAGCCCGGGCGGCCACGGUGGAGACGCGGCCAAGGAGAAGCUGCUCAAGGGAAACGGGAAGAGGAAAAGCGACACCGAGGGCGGCAACGCCAAGAAAAAAUCCAAAGUAUCAAAAGAGCAAAUUGCAGCAGAAGAAAAUCAAAGACAAACCAGGUCCAAGAGGAAAGCCACGGGAGAAAAGGUGGAAAACCAAAUGGAUGCCAUUGCCAAGUGUUCCGGGGAGAGCGAGAGCGCCAAGCCCACGCAGAAAAAGUCGCGCCUUAGGUUAAACUGGUUAAAAUCUUCCUGCAAACAGCCCAGUAUUCUGUCCAAAUUUUACAGUCUGGGAAAGUUAACUACAAACUUGGGAUCCAAAGAGCCAGGGAAGGAAUAUGACUGUGAGUUCGAAGAGUCAGCUGUCAAGUGUGAAAAUGGUGACAGUAAAGAAGAAUAUCAUGAACCAGCAUCUCCGGUGGAAAGCCAUCAUGGAAAAGGAACUGAAAAAGAACCAAAAAAGGAAGGUACAGAGCUGGCUGUCUUCGAGCUGGUGGAGAAACUCUUCCAGGGCCAGUUAGUGCUGAGGACCAGGUGCUUGGAGUGCGAGUGCUUCACGGAAAGGAGGGAGGAUUUUCAGGACAUCAGUGUCCCAGUGCAAGAAGAUGAGCUUUCUAAAAGUGAAGAGAGUUCUGAAAUUUCACCAGAGCCAAAAACAGAAAUGAAGACUCUGAAAUGGGCAAUUUCCCAGUUUGCCUCCGUGGAGAGGAUUGUGGGAGAGGACAAAUAUUUCUGUGAGAACUGCCACCACUACACGGAAGCCGAGCGCAGCCUCUUGUUCGAUAAAAUGCCCGAAGUGAUCACAAUUCACUUGAAGUGCUUUGCUGCCAGUGGCUUGGAGUUUGACUGCUACGGGGGCCUGUCCAAGAUCAACACGCCGCUGCUGACGCCGCUCAGGCUGUCCCUGGAGGAGUGGAGCACGCGGCCCACCAACGACACCUACGGGCUCUUCGCCGUGGUCAUGCACAGCGGCAUCACCAUCAGCAGCGGCCACUACACGGCCUCGGUGAAGGUCACGGACCUGCAGAGCCUGGAGCUGGACAGGGGCAACUUCCUCCCCGAGCCGGGCUACGCCGCGCUCAAGCCGGAGCCGCUGACCGAGGAGGAGGCGCGGGCCAUGGCCGAGGACUACGACGACGGCGAGGUCUCCUUCAGGCUCAGCGGCGCCGCACCGCCGGGCAAGGUGCUCAGCAAGAAGAACGUGGAGGCCGUGGGGCUGCUCGGGGGGCAGAAGAGCAAGGCUGACUGUGAGCUGUGUGCCAGCAAACAGCCCAACCCCGAGAAGCUCCUGAGCGUGGCUCCCGAGCCGCGCGGCGAGCCCAGCGCCGAGCCCCGGGCGGAGCAGGGUGAGCCCCCGGCGCUGGCAGCCAACGGACUGGAGAACAAAGCUCUCUACGUGCUCCAGAGCCUCAAGGAGUACGAGGGCAAGUGGCUGCUCUUCGAUGAUUCCGAGGUGAAGGUCACAGAGGAAAAGGACUUUCUGAAUUCUCUUUCUCCGACAUCGUCAUCUACAUCGACUCCUUACCUACUGUUUUAUAAGAAAAUUGUAGAGUGAUGUGUACUUGGACUGUAAAUAUUUGGGAUUUGCAUACACCUCUGGCUCUGACUUGCAUCCAAACUACCUGGAAGCAACGGCUGUUUGUUUUUUGAAGCUACUGAUUCUUCAUCUUUCUGGUCUUUUUUUCCUUCGGUGUCAAGUGGCUCGACUUGAAUUAACAAAACGUGACAUAGGACUUGACUCACACCGUAACUUUUCUGCUGGAGAUAGUGCUCUGACCUUUUAGAAAUACCAGUUUGUAUAGAUUCUGAAUGAUGCCUACAGCACCCAGUAGUGGUUUUAAUGCAACUCUAGGUCUCAGACAUGCCUGUUGUAUUAUUAGCUUUUUUUUUUCCUUUUUUUUCUCUUUUUUUUUUUCUGGUUUUUCCCGUUUUCCCCCCCUUUUUUUGUUUUGUUUUUCUUGGUUUUUUUUUUUUUUUGUUUGUUUGUUUUUUUAAUAAAAGUUAUUUGUAUUCAUACCCUGGAGUAAAUGUAUAUUAACCAGCAAAUUUCAUCAGAAGUUGUGUAUUUUUGUAACUUGGGAAGUAACACUUCAUAUUUAGUCUUUGGGUAAUGGACAUGGUUUAUUCUCCUGCUCCCAUUCUUUCCUGCUCCACAAAGAAAAGUCUGGGAACCUUGUCCAGAGCAUUGGAGGGAACUGAAUUCAUGGAAUUGUUUGACUGGUCUAAUUUGCAUCUUGGUGCAUAGGUGUUAAUGAGCAAAGUGUAAAUAGGUGUGAUUAAUACUUCAAACCAAGGGCAGAGUGUAGUGUAAUUAAAAUAAUUUUGUACUUUGAAGAGUGAAGCCCUCAAAUCUGCAUCUCUGUUUGGGGUGGUUGGGAACUUAGUGGCGACCUUCUAACUGAAGUUAAUUUGUACCUGGAGCUCACUGAAACAUGGGGGGAAAGGAGAGCAUUUGCCUUUGAUGCUUUGUUAAGAAUGUACAUAAGAAAUAAAAAAGUUAUGAUCCGCA